AUGACAACUCUUUCGAGGUUUAGUGGCUGCCUUCUUUCUUGCGUCAACCCCGGGGAGAGCAAUACUGAACCCAGCGUGGUGCUGCCACCUUUGGCAGGGGAGCACAUAGGGCACCCCACUGGCAGUUCCUUAAAGCUCUGCCCCUCGCACAAUUUGCGAGACUAUCCCGAGACGAGGUACAGUGCAUAUGUUGACCAUUCGGUUCCCCAUUUUGCAGACUCUGGAUACCCCAGCCACCGGUUAGAGCACAGCCCUAGGGGCAUUAUCAUUGGAGCCAAUCUUUCUGGAGCCGGCAUGGCACCCGUCACUGAUCAACUGGCAUCAAGAAGUAACCAACAUGGUGGAAUUGGAACGUACCGUGACCUGCCUAGCUAUAGAGAUAGCAGAAGCCACGCUUUUUUCACCGCUUAUCACGAGCAGGCCCAUGGCUCCUCCGACGCGACCCGAGACCUCUCCGGUCAAGUGAUGCUGGGUCUACCUGGGGACCUCCUCACCCGGACGCACCCUUACGGCCAGAGCAUCAGCGGUCCCAGGGGAAAGAGCCAACAACUUGUUUCUCAGUUCCUGGGUCUCUACAAACCGCUGAACAUGGCAAUUCAACGUGGAGGGGGUGAUGCUUUCCUGAGGUGCUCCAAACAGAACCUGAAGCACGAGCUUGUGUGUAAGUGGAGUGACAGCCAAGAGGGGGCUGGGAAGCAGCCCUGCGCCAGAACUUUCGGGACUAUGUAUGAACUUGUCACCCAUGUGACAGUGGAACAUGUCGGAGGACCAGAGCACUCUGAAUACGUGUGUCACUGGGAGAAUUGUCCGAGGGACAGAAAGCCUUUCAAAGCGAAAUACAAGUUGGUGAACCACGUCAGAGUCCACACAGGGGAAAAGCCAUUUCCCUGCCCUUUCCACGGCUGUGAAAAAGUUUUUGCAAGAUCAGAGAACCUCAAGAUUCACAAGAGGACACACACAGGUAUGUAACUAUUAGUGUCAAUAAUAAUAAAGAUAAUAAUAAUAAUAAUAAUAAUAAUAAUAUUAAUAGUAAUUAGCUAACAUAAAAGCUUACAAAAUACAUCAAAUCAAUGAUUAAACUUGCCAAAACGUUGUUUCUUUUUUGGGGACUAAAUUUACCCUCUGAGAAAAUGUUGAUAACCUAAUUUAAACCAUAUUUGAAAUGUUUCUAUUUUACUAAAUUAUGUUAUUAUAUAAGGAAUUAGAUUGUGAGAGUUAGAUUGUGUAAGUAUAAUGGCACUAUAGUAGCAUUUUAUAGUGCACAAAAAUAUUAGAAAAAGCUAAAGCAAUUCUUUGAACAAACUUUUGAUUGUUUUGAAUGACAGUAUAUGUCACUGUCUGCCAUGCUAGAUCUUUGAUGAUUAAAAUGUACAUAGCCUAUUAUGAUGAUGAUGUUGGGGAGGCAGGUAGCUUAGUGGUUAAAAGCGUUGUGCCAGUAACCGAAAGGUCGCUGGUUCUAAUCCCCGAGCCAACUAGGUGAAACAUCUGUCGAUGUGCCCUUGAGCAAGGCACUUAACCCUACUUGCUCCUGUAAGUCGCUCUGGAUAAGAGCGUCUGCUAAAUGACUAAAAUGUAAAUGUUGAUGAUUAUUAUAAGGAUUAUUAUAAUAUUUUUGUCUGUGGAUGUCAUUAUUUAUGUUUUUGGUGGUGCUGUUGUUGUGGGUGUAGUUUCUUUAAUAUUGUGAUGACUUUAUAGCCUGUCGUGAUUGUUGUGGGGUGUAGUUGUACAGGAGAGAGGCAUAAGCUAGUGCUAAUAGCGGGACAGAAGGCCUGUAGUGCUGCAGCUACAAACUAGUAGUUUUCAGGCCCAGUUGUUUGGGUGCUUCUCCCACUCAUUCACUUAAAUAAAUAAAUAAAUGCCGGGACACCGGAGAGUUGUACCGGAGAGUUGUGACGUAGCUUUUACGCUUCGCUCAGUUGCAGCCCAGUAGGGACGACUCCUCUCUGCGCGGGCGCAGGAACAACGCUGGAAAUGCUGUAGUAGCAGAACACAGCAGCCAAGUAGGUUAUGAGGUAUAGACAACACAGUGCCUUUGUAGUCUGAUCUCUGCUAAGUUUCACAGAGAUCAACAGGAUUUAAAUGUUAAAGUGCAGUGGACAUUUAGCUCGUUGAUAAUUGAACACUGUUUAUUUUGAUCUUUUUUAUUUUUUAUUUAAAAAAUAGUCAAAUGAUUCCCUAAAGAUAAAUGUAAUUUGGGCUAAAAUAAAUUAAUAAUUAUGUCGUUGGUAGCCAGAGUUGUCUAAAUCAACACAAUGAGAAAAAUCAUCAGUGGCAAACUUCUGUGGUAAGAACCCUUAAAUAUUAUACAUGCCAAAAGCCACGUUAUAGCAAACAUUGAUGUUAAAAUGUACGUGCCAAAAUGUAUUUCGAAUGAAUGAUUAUUAUGGUGUCAAUUUAAUUGAAUAGUACAUACAGAUGCAUGUAUGGAAACAGUAACACAUCACAUUUCUAAAAAAUGUUUGUCUAGAAAUAGUGAAAAAUAUUAUUUUAGAAAUACAUUUUGGUUUGGUGGGACUUUUUGAGAUGAGAAAAAAUGCUGUUUCACCAUAUUUUGCCAUAUAGGCCUAAUCGGAAUUUCAAGACUAGGCCUACCCACACUAAUUUCUCUGUAGUAAUAUGACUUGUGAUCUUCUGCCUUGUUUACUGGAUAUAGGACAGAAUUGUUCAAACAUAGUUUUAGCACAUUAAUAGGACUUGGGGAGAUCGAGCGUUUGACAAAAUCCUUGAUCGAGGGUUUGACAAAAUCCUUGAUAGAUGAUGGGCCUAUUUACUGCGGCCUUGCCCUCUGACUGUUGGGGUAAAUCAUUGACGAUAUUAAUAGAGUUUCACGGGUAGUGUAAACUUCUAUGGGAAUUAUCUUUUCUACUUGUUGCCAUGUUGAUUAUCUUCAUGAUUAUCUUCAUCAUAUCUCGACAGAUAAACUUUUCGACGGAAGUGUCAGUUUAGAUUUUUGGGGGGCAUUUUUCGUGUAGAUCUUAUAAGAUAACCUACAGUUUCCAUUGAAUGUUCAUUACACUUUGUGCAAUUCUACCUUUUAUUCGGGGUUUAGGCCUACAGUCGAAGUUCUGGGUUAGGGGUUAGGUUAAGGUUAAUAUUAGACAUAAGGUUAUGUAAGACAACACAAUUGUGUUAAAACAUGAGCAAAUGUAGGCAUUCACGUUAAUGGUUAUUGCACAUUGGCAUUGCACAGGAAAAACUGCACCCAAAACUAAAAUAGACAUGACUUUAUUAACAUUUUAGGAACGUUUUGGAAUUAGGCCUAUAGCCUGCACACCACUUGCUCAUAAACUCAACAUGUUGAUUAUUUCGAUCGUCACUGUCUUGUUUAUGUGCAAAUGUAUAACAAUAUAAAUGUAAGUUUAGAUGAGUUUACAAACCUAGAGGUUGAGAACACAUUAGGCACCAUAUCGUAACAAGCGGUGAUUUCUCUCUCUGCAUGUUUAGGUGAAAAACCUUUUAAGUGUGAGUUCGAGGGCUGCAAUCGGAGGUUUGCUAACAGCAGCGACCGAAAGAAGCAUUCUCACGUGCACUCCAGUGAUAAACCCUACAUGUGCAAGGUCAGAGGGUGUGAGAAGUGUUACACCCACCCAAGUUCCCUCCGAAAGCACAUGAAGCUCCACUGCAAGGACUACAGCGCGAAACGCAGCGAUGGGCGCGAGGGGGACGGGGAGCACCUUGCAGAGACCAGGUCACCCGAAGUAACAGAUCAAGGCGAAACGGCUUCGUCCACCAUCGUGACGCGCGCUCAGCCCCUCACCUCCUCCCAAGAGUCUCUAUCCCCCGAGAUUCGAAAUGAGUCAAGUCUGAGAUCACGUUUCCAUCACACAUUCGACAACAGUUUGGACUACUCCUCACAUAGGUCAGAGGGCCUCUUGGAUCCAUUGUUGAUCCAGAGGAGCGGUUAUAGACCUGAGCCCACCCAAUACCCAUGCAACCAAGCAGGCCACAGUUUCGCCCAGAGCUCCAGGACAUUUUCCACUGCCUCACCCUUUCAGAAAAGUAUUGUCAAUGGGUGGUAUACGUGCCACAGUGGCGUGGACUCUUUCUCACCAAAGCAGUGUAAUAAUGACAUAUCAUCCAUUUGAGUCAGUUAUGGCGCCUGAGUGACGUUGGCCUACAAAACGUGGGUCUAUUUUUCUUAUGACAUCUGCUAUUCUUGGAUUAUAUAUUAUUGAUUGUAUUUUGUUGAUGUUGUAGGCUAUAAAAAACAUGUGCCACGUUGAAGUCAUUUGUGUCGUAGUUUUGAAAACGUGCUAAUAUAUAUACACAGCGUUGCAAAAUCCGUGAUGGCAAGCUUUAACUGUUCUGUGACGCACAAACCUUAGGUCUAUGUGUGGUGGGCCUUGAGUUGUGUCAUGUGUAAGAAACGUGCCCCCUUGGAGUAUUAGAAUAGGACAUAAUUAAUACAAACGCUGCCUAUCAUUUGAAUGAUACCCAUCAUUGAUGCUUGCUAUAGGAUAAAGAAACUAAAUGGAUUCAUCGGGUGUGUCUAUGUGUAAAAGGCCUAUGUAUGACUAUAGUAGCGAGAGUGUUAUAAAAGGAACUAUACAUGUAUUAUUGCUUGGAAGGCUAUACCAGCAUAUGUAAAGGACAGGUUAUUCGUGGAAUGUAACUGUAUUGUAUUGUGGGAAAGCAUAGAAGUGCAUUACUCAUGUCGUGUUUAAUGUAAGGCAGAACUUGGAAAUAAAAUAUGAAUUAAAACCUA
Messenger RNA from Coregonus sp. 'balchen', 4705 nucleotides. Lineage: Eukaryota; Metazoa; Chordata; Actinopteri; Salmoniformes; Salmonidae. The record is from the annotation of a GenBank genome assembly.